AUGUGGAAGAUGACCCAACAAUUGGCCUUUUGGAGACCCGGUGAAGACAAGUGGACUAGACCCGUUGUUGAUUUUAAAAUUAGUUGGGUGUUGGAUACCUGUUUUUUUAAUGGACAAUUUUAUGCCAUUGAUCAUUUAGGAAAGGUUAUGGCUUUCGAAAGUGACAUCAUAAAGAGUCAACCGCGAAUCGUUAUAGACUUAAUAGAUAAAGGUGUUCUAUUCAAACAAACUUAUGGCAAGUUUUACCUGAUCGAAGUGGAAAGCAAAUUAUUGGUGUUACAUAGGCAUCAUCUGUUACUUGAAGAUGAUGAGAUCAAUCCGGAGAAAUCAAAUGAGGUGUAUUGGACUAUAUGUUUUGAGGUUAUUGAGUUGAAUCUUGACAAUGGCAGUGUCAAAUCAGUUGAGGAUAUCGGCAAUCGAGCUAUUUUUAUAGGUCUAAACUCUACCUUUUCGGUAGAAGCAUCGACAGAUAAACAUGGUUGUAAACCUAAUUGUAUUUAUUUUAUCGAUGACAAUACUGAGUAUUUUAAUCACGAUGGUCUCAUGGGAAGAGGAAUCGAUAUGGGAAUUUACAGCUUAGAUGAAGGAAAACUCAUUGAGCGGUUUUAUGAAGGUCCGUCACAAUUUUGUUACACCACUCCACCUACAUGGGUGGAACGACAUGGGAACUUGUAA
Molecule: messenger RNA, 675 nt
Organism: Spinacia oleracea (spinach)
Lineage: Eukaryota; Viridiplantae; Streptophyta; Magnoliopsida; Caryophyllales; Amaranthaceae
Exons: 1
Coding region: 1-675 (224 amino acids)
Source: RefSeq, a predicted model, not a curated record